Branchiostoma belcheri (Belcher's lancelet) is the source of this 1123-nucleotide messenger RNA. Its product is annotated as histamine N-methyltransferase-like. The record is from RefSeq and is a predicted model, not a curated record. Lineage: Eukaryota; Metazoa; Chordata; Leptocardii; Amphioxiformes; Branchiostomatidae. Bases 186 to 1064 code for a protein of 292 amino acids. The transcript has 5 exons.
CUUCAAUUACUUGAAUCACAUGUCUUCAGACAACUUGUUGGAAGGAGACGCCGGGGAUUUGGAAGCCUGCUGCCAAUUCGUGUGCGGCUUUCGUCCGUUUUCCAGGAGCACGAUAAAAGACCAAGGACUAGUCACAUGCUCAGGGGUCGCGCAUAAAUCUCUCUGGUCUGUGCGGAAAAAACGAAAUGGAGGUCGGUAGACUGAUUAACUCCUCCCCAGAGCGGUACCUGGCUAGUAUGACUGCGAUACGAGCUGCGUACGGACAUGGUCAGAUGAACAGACGGGCAGACUACUAUCAUACGUUUGGAGCCAUGGUCCCAGACUCUGUCCUGUGUGAACCGGGGACCGACCUGCGUGUGCUGGGGAUAGGCAGUGGAUCAGGGGAUGUCGACAGCGUCAUUCUGAAGAAGCUUCUACAACGCCACGACCGUGUGUACAACAGGGUCGUGGAACCGUCGGGGGAACUCCUCGAGCAAUACAAGACACGAAUGCGUGAAGACACGAGCCUCGGUGCUGUGAAGUGUGAUUGGCGCCAGCAGACAGCAGAAGAGUACUUCCAGACAAAGGGAGACACAAAGUUCCACCUGAUCCAUGCCGUCCACGUUCUGUACCAUGUGGACGACUUUCACGCCACCUUGCGGAACAUGUGGGGACAUCUGGCAGAUGGUGGAUGCAUGUUAGUCGCCCAAAAGUCAGGUAAGGAUGCCGGCGGAAGGCUGUACUACAAGUUGUGGGAUGAGUUCGGCCAGGGAGACCGGUUGAAGACGUCGCUCCGUACGUCGGUUGACGUCGAACAGUGGUUUGACGCAGCGGGCAUCGAGUACGUCACCUCAGGGGACGGGCACGGAUGGAACAUCGACAUCUCCGAGUGUUUCCAUGAAGAAUCGGAGGCGGGGAUGAAGAUACUCGACUUCUUGACACAAACACCUUACGUGUGCAGUAACCGACCAGAAAUAAGGUCAAUGGCAUUGGAGCAUAUGCGAAGUAAUUCGUCUUUGGUUGAUGGUAAGCGUUUUUACAAAGCAGAGUCCGAAGUCAUGGUCGCAUUAAAAAAAGGCGAGUAAUCGUGAAGAAUUUGCGAUCAGUCGGAGAAUAGGCCUUGCCACUAUGAAUGAAUAAAAGA